Messenger RNA from Colletotrichum spaethianum, 903 nucleotides. Its product is annotated as meiotically up-regulated gene 14 protein. The transcript has 3 exons. Lineage: Eukaryota; Fungi; Ascomycota; Sordariomycetes; Glomerellales; Glomerellaceae. The record is from RefSeq and is a predicted model, not a curated record. The coding region runs from base 1 to 903 and encodes 300 amino acids. Gene Ontology annotation, cellular component: cytoskeleton. Gene Ontology annotation, molecular function: actin filament binding.
AUGGCAACCAUCACCGCGAACCAGAUCACUGUGCCGCCGAUGGUUUUAGAGCCUGUUGAUCCGACGCCACGGGAAAAAUCAGGAGUUACAGCGCUUUCGACAGGCGGCUACGAGUUUCCUGGAAUUCCAAGCAUAUCAGAUCCAUACAAGAAACGACAAUGGCAGCUCGAGCACAUGGCUGGUGCCUUUCGAGUUUUUGCCCGUAAGGGAUUUACGGAAGGAACCAGCGGUCACAUCAGUGUUAGAGACCCGGUGGACCCUACCACCUUCUGGAUCAACCCUACUUUGACUCACGUCCUCGACAGGCUCGGGAAGCACUUUGGCAUGCUUAAGGCUGUUGACAUGGUUCAGAUUGACGAGAACGGACAGGUAAUUGGGGGAAACAAAACAGCGGUCAACGCAGCAGGAUUCAUGAUCCAUAGUGCCAUUCACAAGGCUCGCCCAGAUAUACACGCAGCUUGUCACACGCAUUCGCCAGCGGGCAAGGCCUGGUCUACGUUUGGAAAACCGCUGGACAUCAUCAAUCAGGAUACCUGCAAUUUUUGGGGUACCCAAGCAGUGUACACGUCCUUUGGUGGCGUUGUUCUGGAUUCGGAAGAGAGUGAAAGGGUCGUGAAGGCCCUGGGAGCUACGGGCCGUGUGAUGGUUCUUCAAAAUCAUGGUCUGUUGACAACCGGAAGGACUGUGGAUGAGGCAGCGUAUCUUUUCACUCUAAUGGAGAAGUCCUGUGAGGUUCAGAUAAUGGUUGAGAGUACAGGUUUGCCCAAGAAUCUCAUUGGCGGCAAGGAAGCAGAGCUCACAGCCAAAGUUAACGCUGAUCCGGAGACACUGUACACCGAGUUCCAGCCCGAUUUCGAGUAUGAGAUCUGGAAGUCGCGGGGAGAACUUCAGAAAGGAGAAUGA